AUGGACAUCUCAGCUAGAUCCGUACCAUCAACUCCUGCUUCAUCACGAAUCCCUCGCAAUUCACGAAGAAAGGCAUGUCGAAAAUGUGUAGAAGGCAAAACUGCAUGUGAUCUCGGAAAGCCGAAAUGCAAGCGAUGCAAAGAUCGAGGCACGAGCUGUGAAUAUCCAGCACAGGUCAGAUCGCAGAGUGGCACUAAUACAGAGGAUCAAUAUGCUAUUGUGGAUGCCAGCCCUCUCAGCAACGUUCCUGAUGCAAUUUCGCCGGAUUCUACAUUAGCCCAUCUUCUGGCUCAAACCACCGGAAAUGCAUCUCAUACCCCGGAUCACUCUACUAUCGCAGAUAGUGGACUAGUUCAUCCACAUGUCCUGGACUUUCAAGAAAUUGACCUGGUUCCCAUGAUUGAUGCAGAGGAAAUUCGCGAUCGCUGGCUACGCCCCUACAUCUCAAGCUCGACAGGCCAGGAGCCCAAGCAGUUGAAUGUUCACACCAUACAUUAUCUCACCUGUGUGUUGAAAUCGUACAUUAGAAAUCUAAUCCACUCAAUUCCACCGCCCUUUGUUCAUUCUAUGCAACAGAAAGCGACUUGUCCACCUGUCUUGGCUUACUGUUUCACCCUGGUUCGGACAUGGUUGACUAGGAUUCCUGGUUGUGAACCCUUGCUUCUGAGGACGAUAGGAGACGAGAUGAAAAAGAUUGAAAAUCAGGAUACCUCUCAAAGCGAUUUUAAAAACCUGUGCUCGUUCCAAGCGUAUCUCAUCUACUUCAUGACGAUCCAUUUCUUUCAUCGAACACACACUGUCAGAGAACCCAGCCAGUUCGAUGAGUAUAUGCAGUUACAAAUGCAAGAAAUUGCUUUCCGAUCCGCCAAAGCAGGUCUCACAUGCAGAGCAGAGGAAUCCCAGACCCGCCCGAGCUGGGAGUCAUGGAUAGUUGCUUCUGCCAAACGUCGCACCCUCUUUACCAUGUAUCUCCUCAGCAAUGUCUACAAUUCCGAACUUGGACUGCCGAACUUUGUUGCCGAAGAACUAAGAGGGACCUUGGCCCCAGAAAGCAAAAUACUCUGGGAAGCCUCAGACCGUGCCCUUUGGGAAAGAGAAUACAACCGGCAUUUGUCUCGCUGGGAGGAUGGGAUGCUCGAGAUAUCAGAGCUGUGGAAGUCUGCUGAGACUGGUACAGAAUCUCGGCGGGAGAAGAUUGAGCGGUGGUUACAAUCUGCUGAUGAGUUUGGGAUGAUGAUUUUUUCUGUUUGUGCGCAUAUCCAUGGGUGCUAG
Molecule: messenger RNA, 1272 nt
Organism: Penicillium crustosum
Lineage: Eukaryota; Fungi; Ascomycota; Eurotiomycetes; Eurotiales; Aspergillaceae
Product: Zn(II)2Cys6 transcription factor domain-containing protein
Exons: 2
Coding region: 1-1272 (423 amino acids)
Biological process (GO): regulation of DNA-templated transcription
Molecular function (GO): DNA-binding transcription factor activity, RNA polymerase II-specific; zinc ion binding
Source: RefSeq, a predicted model, not a curated record